AUGGACAUGAACAAUGACAAUGUUGAGCAAUACCCAUCAAGAGACAUUCAUUCUCUUGAUGGUGACAAUGGUGAGGAUGUUGUAGUUGUUGAACAGGCCGAUGCCGCUGUUUGGUGUAAUGCCCAUCAAGAGAAAUUCAUGCUCUUGAUGGAGGAAGAGGUUGGAAAAGGAAAUCGUACAGGCACGACUUUUAAUCCAAAUGGGUGGACACAUAUUGUGGACGCAAUGUUAUUAGAAACUGGAAAGAAGUACACGAAGGACCAAUGUAGACAAAAAUUCAAUAAUAUAAGAGCAUUGUACAAAGAUUGCAAACAAAUAUUAUCUGAGACUGGUGUAGGGUACAACAGUGAAACUGGAAUGAUUGACUUGGAAGCUGAAAGAUAG
Messenger RNA from Cornus florida, 384 nucleotides. RefSeq lists its product as uncharacterized. NCBI's taxonomy places the organism in Eukaryota, Viridiplantae, Streptophyta, Magnoliopsida, Cornales, Cornaceae. The record is from RefSeq and is a predicted model, not a curated record. The coding region runs from base 1 to 384 and encodes 127 amino acids. The transcript has a single exon.